GAUGUGCGUUCCUCUCCCCUCCGCAGAUAAGAACCCGGCCCUGGAGAUCCGAUACCGGCACAAGAAAUCCAAGGACAAGGAGCGGGAGGGCGAGCGGGAUCGGGCGGAGAAAGACGAGCUGAGGAAGAAAGCCCAGGAGCUGGCCCUGGAUCAGAGCCGUGGGUCCAAAUUCUCUCCUCCGCAACAGCAAAUUAAGCGCUCGGCACGGAUGUGUGGCGAGUGCGAGGCGUGCCGGCGGACAGAGGACUGCGGCCAGUGUGACUUCUGCCGUGACAUGAAAAAAUUCGGAGGGCCCAAUAAAAUUCGUCAGAAAUGCCGUCUGCGACAGUGCCAGGUCCGGGCGCGGGAGUCAUAUAAGUAUUUCCCAGCCUCGCAGAUGCUGCGGGGCCGGGACGAGGACUUGCAGAUGCUGAAGGAGCAGUUGGAAUCGUCUGCCACUCCCGAGCCCCUGUCGGACGACGACCUCCCGAUUGACCCCGACUUGUACCAGGAGUUCUGUGCUGGGGCCUUCGACGAUCAGAACCUGCCCCCCCGGCAGAAGGAGGAGAAGUACAAGCGCCACAAGCAGAAGCAGAAGCACCGGGACCGGUCGCGGCACACGGAACGGCCAGACGCCAAGGACCCGGCCUCGCUGCACCAGUGCCUGGGCCCCGGCUGCGUCCAGCCCGCCCGGCUGGCGUCCAAGUACUGCUCCGAGGAGUGCGGCAUGAAGCUGGCUGCCAACCGGAUCUACGAGAUCCUGCCGCAGCGCAUCCAGCAGUGGCAGCGGAGGACUCCAGGGUUUUCUCCCUGGCUGGCCUGUACUCGGGGAUCCCCCUCCAGCGCCCUCCCUGCUCUCCUCCCACAGACCAACGAGGGAGACAGCGACGAUACCGACCUGCAGAUCUUCUGCGUCUCCUGCGGGCAUCCCAUCAACCCCAAGGUGGCACUGCGCCACAUGGAACGUUGCUACGCCAAGGUACCCCGCCCUGCCCGCGGCCCCCUAGCUGCAGCAUUGUACUGUGCUGCGGGGCCCGGGAAACAGACUCUCCCCUCGCCCCUGCUCUGGCUCAUCGCCCGGCUGAACGAGUCUUUUCCAUGCGGCUGUUCUACAGCUACCCCGCCCCAGAGCUGGCUGCAUCGCCCGGCUGAAUGAGUCAUCCCCGUGCCGCGUUCCAUGCGGCUGUUCUCCAGCUACCCCGCCCCAGAGCUGGCUGCAUCGCCCGGCUGAAUGAGUCAUCCCCGUGCCGCGUUCCAUGCGGCUGUUCUCCAGCUACCCCGCCCCAGAGCUGGCUGCAUCGCCCGGCUGAAUGAGUCAUCCCCGUGCCGCGUUCCAUGCGGCUGUUCUCCAGCUACCCCGCCCCAGAGCUGGCUGCAUCGCCCGGCUGAAUGAGUCAUCCCCGUGCCGCGUUCCAUGCGGCUGUUCUCCAGCUACCCCGCCCCAGAGCUGGCUGCAUCGCCCGGCUGAAUGAGUCAUCCCCGUGCCGCGUUCCAUGCGGCUGUUCUCCAGCUACCCCGCCCCAGAGCUGGCUGCAUCGCCCGGCUGAAUGAGUCAUCCCCGUGCCGCGUUCCAUGCGGCUGUU
This is a messenger RNA of Pelodiscus sinensis (Chinese soft-shelled turtle), 1562 nucleotides long. The record is from RefSeq and is a predicted model, not a curated record. Lineage: Eukaryota; Metazoa; Chordata; Testudines; Trionychidae.